Messenger RNA from Solanum pennellii, 2487 nucleotides. RefSeq names its product pentatricopeptide repeat-containing protein At1g73400, mitochondrial. The transcript has a single exon. The record is from RefSeq and is a predicted model, not a curated record. Bases 494 to 2203 code for a protein of 569 amino acids. Gene Ontology annotation, molecular function: protein binding. Lineage: Eukaryota; Viridiplantae; Streptophyta; Magnoliopsida; Solanales; Solanaceae.
UUCAUUCGAAACUCGAUUCCGUACUUGUUUACUCAAUCAGAUAAUAGUUUUUACUCCAUAAGCAAUUAUUGUUGAAUUUUUUACCCAAACUAAAAUGAUGAAGUGAUAUGAAGGCAAAUCCAUCAACAUAUCUCUUUGGAUAUCUUUUUACUAUUUAUAUUUGAUUAAUACUGACCUGCCGGGCGUUGCCCGUAACACUUCUUCCGAAUUAUUAAUAUUAGAUGUUAAUCGAAAAUCGUCUUUCUACCUCUCGUCUUACUAUAUUUUACCCUCGCUCGAUUUUAUAAGUGGAAUUUUACGGGAUAUGUUAUUGUUACGAGAGAGACAAUACCCAUCUUUGAGAGAGCUUUGUUCUGCUUAACUGCACCUUCCAACUGUUUGAUGAAAUGCCUCAAAGAAAAAACACAAUACAUGAUCAUUCAAGGAUGAUUUGUUUUUCCAAUUGUGAAAGUUAAGUACUCGUAUGCAUUGAUCUUUUGGUGGAGAGUGUGUGAUGUCUCAGCUGAAAGUUGUCUCAUUUAUCAGCAAGAUUUUGAGUAGGAAAUUACAUUCCCAAAAUUGCAUUUUUCAUCAAAAUAUAAGGCGAAAUUCAGUAGCAUCAACACAUAUUCAUGAACAUUGCAUAAAAUACGUAUUUGCUACGAGGGGAUCAUUAAUCUUGAACACAAGUUCAAGAUUUUGUCUAGCAUCAUUCUUGUCCUUUCAGCGGUUUUAUUGUGCUGAAAAUUCUGCAUUUUCGUCGUUGGAGGAAACAACGGAAAGCUGUAGCAAUGAUCCUGUUGAUAACGUUUACAAGGUUGUGGUGGAUCAUGCUAAUCCUGGGCAUAAGAUGGAGGUAGCUCUGGAUAAGCUUGAAAUAGAAUUAACUACGCCGUUGGUGGUGGAGGUCUUGCAAAAGCUUUGUUAUGAAGAGAAGUUAGCAUUUAGGUUCUUUACGUGGGCAGGACAUCGAGAAAAUUAUAGUCACGAGCCUCAGGCGUAUAAUGAGAUGAUUGAUAUAUUGUCUAGUACAAAAUAUAAGGUGAAGCAGUUUCGUGUUGUUUGUGAUCUUCUAGAUUAUAUGAAGAGAAAUGAUAAGAGUUUGGUUCCUUUAGAAGUGUUGUUGAAAAUUCUUAGACAGUAUACUGAAAAGCAUUUGACACAUCUUCACAAAUUUGCUAAGAAGAAGAAGAUACGAGUGAAGACACAACCCGAAGUAUAUGCCUUUAAUUUGUUGUUGGAUGCUUUGUGCAAGUGUUGUCUUGUUGAGGAAGCUGAGUCUCUGUUUACGCGGGUGAAGAGUAAGGUUAAGCCAACUGCUGAUACUUAUAACAUUCUUUUCUUCGGUUGGUGUCGUGUUAGAAAUCCAGGUAGAGCUAUGAGCGUUCUUGAUCAGAUGAUCAACAUAGGACAUAAACCCGAUAACUUCACCUAUAAUACUGCCAUUGAGACGUUUUGCAACGCAGGAAUGGUGAUGCAGGCUGCUGACCUUCUCGAGUUCAUGAGAACUAAAGGUUCAACCAUGUCUUCUCCCACAGCAAAAACUUAUACAAUUAUGAUCGUGGCUCUUGUUCAGAAUGAUAUGAUGGUAGAAUAUUCUAAAGUUCUCGGAGAUAUGCUAAAUAGUGGAUGUGUUCCUGAUGUUUCGACAUACAAGGAAUUGAUUGAAGGUAUGUGUUUGGCUGGAAAGACCGAGGCAGCUUAUAAGCUUUUAGAAGAAAUGGGAAACAAGGGUUACCCUGCUGAUAUAGUUACUUACAACUGUUUUCUUAAGGUCCUAUGUGACAACAAAGACAGAGACGAAGCGCUUAGGCUUUAUCAGAAAAUGACGGAGGUAGGCUGUGUUCCCAGCGUACAGACCUAUAAUAUGCUAAUUGUAAUGUUCUUUAGAAUGGGUGAUGUCGAUGGAGCCUUUGAGACCUGGCACGAGAUGUCUAAGAGGGGUUGUACGCGUGUUACAGAAACAUAUUGUGUGAUGAUUGAAGGACUUUUUGAUAACAAUGCUACUGAAGAAGCAUGUUUCCUUUUGGAAGAAGCUGUCAACAGGGGUAUGAAACUGCCAUACCGCAAAUUUGACUCAUUUUUAAUGCGACUUUCAGCCAUUGGUGAUCUACGAGCCAUUCAUAAACUGUCAGAGCACAUGAGAACAUUCUACAACCCAGCUAUGGCACGACGUUUUGCCAUCAAUCAGAAGCAGAAGAGCAUGAAGUUAAGAGGUAAGUGAAAAUGACUUGUGUUGUCUAUUUGGCCCAACGUUUGGAUGGUGUGUUUCUUUGUAUGCAUUUUGUUCGUGUCGUUAAACAGAUUAAUAGAGAGUGACUAGCGGACGUUUUUUAUACUUCACCCGGUCUUUAGUAGCCUUUCUGAAGUCAACCUAACCGCUUGCCUUUGGGAAGACCACUUGUACCAGUUUUGGGAUUGAAAUCACAUUUGGAAAAGAUUAACUUAUGUAUACUAAAGGGUGAAGAUUUUUUACAUCUAUUAGUGUAAAUAUUUCUUAUUUUUUCA